GUCUCCCAAUGACUGCUGGCCUAAACAAUUCCACUGGUCACAGUUUCUAGCUCUAAACGUGCACUCAUUCUCUCUCUCUCUCUCUCUCUCUCUCCACUCCCCCUCUUCACUUUAUCUCUCUCUACCCUUUGUUUUCUCUCUCUUACUCUGCAUUUCUUGUUCUCAUUCGGAUUUCUCUGGUUCUGUUUCCAUCCCAACUCUCUCUCUCUCACACCAUCUUUUCAACUAUAGCAUUAUUCGGUUUCGUCUUCUCUCUCUUUAUUCACUAUCCCCAUAUAUCUCUCUCGGCUGUACUCUGCAUUCCUCAUUUAUCUCCAUUAUUUGCAUUUUGAGCUAUCUUACCCAACUACCCACCCACCCAAAUGAAGAAGUUUAUAUUGAAAUUGGAUUUAAAUGAUGACAAAGACAAAAGGAAGGCACUCAAGACAGUGGCUACCCUUGCAGGAAUCGAUUCCAUCUCAAUGGACAUGAAGGACAAGAAAUUGACUGUGAUUGGAUCAGUGGACCCUGUAAGUGUCGUGAGCAAAUUGCGCAAAUUGUGGCCAACUGAUAUAAUCUUAGUAGGACCAGCAAAAGAGCCGGAGAAAAAAGAGGAGCCAAAGCAGGAAGAAGGCAAGAAAGAGGAGGAGACUAAGAAAGAGGAAGAGCCGAAGAAAGAAGAAGAAGCCAAAAAGGAGGAGACGAAGAAGGAAGAGGAGAAGAAACCGGAACCGGUGGUAGGAAUUUUGCCCUACGCAUACAGGCCAUAUUAUCCUCCUAUGAACACAUAUUACUAUGCUCAUCAAAGCAUGGAAGAGAAUCCGAAUGCUUGUGUCAUCUGUUAAGUUGGUAAGCAAAUAUAUCCUGUGAGUGUUUUUUUAGUUGGUAUCGGAUUUGUGAGAACAUCCAAGAACAUAGGAAGAUCUUGUGUAUAGUUUGUCAUGUUUAUAUAGGUUUGUCAAAAUUAUAUGAUGUGUAGGGAGAAACUAAAUAAAUUUUGGUAAUGAUUCCGAAUGCUUAUAGCAAAUGUUCUUAAUUUGUAUUAUAUGCUUUAGUUAUUUUUUGUAACGGCAUUUUCUCUCCAAUCUUUAAAUUGGUAGGUUCAAAUGCACGAAAUAAUAUACAGUUAGUUUUGCUUAA
Molecule: messenger RNA, 1119 nt
Organism: Camellia sinensis
Lineage: Eukaryota; Viridiplantae; Streptophyta; Magnoliopsida; Ericales; Theaceae
Product: heavy metal-associated isoprenylated plant protein 39
Molecular function (GO): metal ion binding
Source: RefSeq, a predicted model, not a curated record